AGAUCCUGAGAAAGGCAGGGGGUAGGGGGGUGAGACUCUUCACUUAGGAGGCUGGCUGGAGGCCGGAUUUGUCCUCAGUGACUUUGAGAGACUUUAUUGAAGAUCAUCAAGUGGUUUCCUCACGAAAGAGUUGGAUGCACAUCGCUUGUUACCUGUGCCUAUGGAGGGGGGAAAGCUAGUGGACUUUUAACUCCUUCCCGUCCUAAGCAGCUUUAACACUGGCAGAUCAGGAUCACAUAAGGGAAGAGUGGGAUUAACCGUGUAACUGAACCAUGAACGUGUGGGUGCCCGGCUCCUGGUGGCAUGUCCUGCUGUGCCUCUGGGCGCUUCUGGACAAAGGGUAUAGCACGUGGACAUCAGGAGCUCAGUACCGAUAUGCACCAGCACUGCAGCUAAAGCCCAGAGAGUCACCCGCCAGCCCCAAAAGGAACUGGUGCUCCGUGCCUGUCAGCCGGACGGUCUCUUGCCAGGUUCAGAAUGGCACCUUCUUGCAGAGGGUCUACCAGAACUGUCAUUGGGCAGCAGGCUGCUCCGGGGGGAGUUACAGAACAGUUGUCAGACCAACCUACAGACUCAGUUAUAAGACAGUAACAUCUCUGGAAUGGAGGUGCUGCCCAGGAUACAGGGGUCUUAAUUGUGAAGAGGAGACUGGAUCCUUGGCGGAAGUACAGGAAGCUCCCCGGGUCAGCGCCCCGCUCCGGAAAUUGCCCGCUAAGGCAAGGGGCAGCUUCUCAGGAUGUCUGAACUGCAGUCGCAUCCCAGAGAUGAAUGUGCGCCUGAGCUCCCUGGAAGCCAAGGUGGCAAUGAUCUUACAAUCUGAUUCGACUUUAGGGGAGAAGCUUGGGUCUUUUUCUGAUACCUCACAUCUAUGGGGAAGCCAACAAGCCCGAGGUAGCCCUGGAGAGGUGGGAAUAAAGGGGUCGUCCAUGACACAGCAUGCAAAGGGAUCUCACCUUGCCCGAGAUGGUAUUCUUCCAAGGAAUGUCCCUCAUGGGCCAGUAGGGGAUCCUGGAAGCCACGGAUCACCAGGAAUUAAAGGUCCAUCUGGACCUCCAGGUCCACCUGGAUCACCAGGUCCACCAGGACGAGAUGGUGCAGUGGGACCCCCUGGUGAAAGAGGCCCUCCUGGUCCUUCAGGUCCUCCUGCUCCAGUAGUGCAGAGACUAAUGGAUCAAGACAUUUUUAAUUCCAACCGUUUUACAGAAACUGGGAGCCCCCCAGUUCAAGGGCCAAGGGGACCUCCAGGACCUGUAGGGCCACCAGGACCCCAAGGGCUAAUUGGACCCCCGGGGCAAGAGGGAUUACCUGGCCCACCAGGUAAAGAUGGACAAAGAGGAGAAAAGGGAGACAUUGGCCCAGCUGGCCAGCCAGGAGACCCUGGGACCAAAGGUGAAAUGGGUCCUCCCGGACAGAAAGGUGAACCAGGAGAAAGAGGGGAACCUGUGGUCAGCUUAGCCUCCUUUCUCCAGCUUCAAGAACAGCUGGAACUGCUGGUUAGAAGGGUCACUCUGCUUGAGUACAUUAUGUGGCCAGAAACAGAUGCUGGCUCAGGGAGAGAACCUUCCCCAACAGGCACUACUGGCUUCUAUAGGGGCAGGCGCAACGGGCCCUCGCCAUACAGGAUUUUAUCAAUUCAACAUAAUGAGGAUGAGGAGGAUGAGACUUACUGAUGGUUCCAGACAUACUGCUUUUAUCCAAACAACCUUGGAUAUAUCCCUAACCCACCUUCACAUCUUAGUGCCUUUUUACCCUAACAUCAAAGAUGCAACAAUUGGAAGAUGGUUUCUUGGAAUAGAUUAAUACUUAUGCAGCAACAUUUCCAUGGAACAUAUUACAAGAUUGCUCUUGCAGAAAAGUGGGUUAUACAUUUUGUUGUAUUAUUAAUGUAGCCUGUUUCCUUUUAGCACUGAGAUAAAACACAAUUUGCAUAUUCCAUUCCUACAUUCAUUGAAGGCAAUGCUAAUACGUAUUAUAGUACAGUGCUGCAAUAUUACAUUCAACUCAACAAAACCAUAUUUAUUUUUAGUGGGCAUCCAUACAGUACUUGUUGGCCCCAUACUUUUAAUGGUUCCUUUCUCUAAGAAGACACAUUGGCCUUUAUGUUAGCACUUAAAAUGGCAGCAAGAGUUGCCAGCACAAGGGGGUGCUGCUAUGUGAAUGCCACAACAUGAUAAUGAUAGAUCGGUUGUCAUGGUUAUUAUAAGAAGAUACGUACUUUGUUAUAUGUUCUUUACACGUUUUAUUAUUUUAAUCCUCCAUGGAAGGGGAGCACAUUGUAUAAAUAAAAUGAUUUUUUAAAUUGAAA
Spea bombifrons (plains spadefoot toad) is the source of this 2305-nucleotide messenger RNA. It is a transcript of the gene EMID1, whose product is annotated as EMI domain containing 1. The record is from RefSeq and is a predicted model, not a curated record. Bases 273 to 1670 code for a protein of 465 amino acids. Gene Ontology annotation, molecular function: protein binding. The transcript is spliced from 16 exons. NCBI's taxonomy places the organism in Eukaryota, Metazoa, Chordata, Amphibia, Anura, Pelobatidae.